Molecule: messenger RNA, 6519 nt
Organism: Drosophila rhopaloa
Lineage: Eukaryota; Metazoa; Arthropoda; Insecta; Diptera; Drosophilidae
Gene: Nna1
Product: cytosolic carboxypeptidase Nna1
Exons: 16
Coding region: 16-6243 (2075 amino acids)
Biological process (GO): proteolysis
Molecular function (GO): zinc ion binding; metallocarboxypeptidase activity
Source: RefSeq, a predicted model, not a curated record
GUGUACCCCAUUAAAAUGGCGGAGAGAGAUAGGGAGGAGUUGUCCGCCUCUUUCAGCCGCCUCCUGAGAACCUUGAGCUCGGCUUCGAUGAGCAGACGACCCCUCUGUCCACCCCUCUCCCUCCUGCAUCCUUUGCCCGUUCACCAGAAUGAGAUGGAAAGCACUGAGAGCACGGAAAGAUGCUGCAGCAGCUGCAGCGACGAAAGCAAUAACAAUGGCGAAGAGAGGGAAACGGAACCAGGGGAGCUGGAAUCCAAAGAGGAGGGCGGAGAGGGAGAACAAGAUGAGCUGGAGCUCAAAAGAGACAGCACCGUUAAUGUGAAUGUGGUGAGAGCCAACUUCAAAUGCAAUGACAUGGAAUGCUCUCUAGUUCUCGGCGACUACGUAAAUGGCUUCCUUGGCAGUUUCCUAUCGAAGGGCCUGAAGACCAAUCAGCUGGUUGUGAAUACGGAUGAAAAGACCCUGCGACCGGUUGCACGUCUGAAGGAACCGCGCGAUCUCUUCGCCCUGCCGAAGGACAAGGACAAUGACUGCUCACAGCAGGCCCCCAGAUGGCCGGUGGAAUGCCAGGUCAUCGAGGAGCGCAUCACACACAUUCCGUACGUGCCCGCUACGCCGGAGCCGCUUAACGCUCCAACGGGAAACGAGCUGAAGCCACGCCCCGUGGGCGAGGAGAACGGCAUCGUCGUGUUCAGCUACAGUCCAAUUAGCGCCGUUAACUACGAAAAGCCCAAGGCGAAGAAGGAGGAGGAUGAGUCCAGUGACGAAUCGGACUAUUCCUCGGAUUCCCGCCAGGACUCUACGCCCCCGAGUAGGGCCACGCCCAUGCGUCUGGCGGGGGGCGGUGGGUGUGCCCGUGGCAAGCUGAACAGCGUGUCCAAGAUGAUCAACAACGUGGAUAAUCGGUCCACGAGUGCGUCCCUAGACGACAACGAUGACUACUACGAUGAUGAGUACGAUACCUCAGGCGGUGGUGGAGGUGGUAGUGGUGAGGCCAAGGAAAAGGCAAUCAUCAAGGAUCUCAUCGAGGCGAAGAAGAAACGCUACCAGGAGGAGGCGGCCACGGGCACUCCCGGCGGUGGAACAGCCCGUAACUCGAGGGCACCCAGCCGCUCCGAGGCCAGCAAGGAUCCCAGCGAUAUCGAUGAUAUCUGGAAGAACAACACCAGCGAAUACAAGCCCGCCUCGCCCCGCUAUGUCCUCAGUCAGUUUGGAAAGAACGUGGCCAAGGCCGUGAUCGACAGGAUCGUGGAUUAUGAUGAUCCCGCGAUGGCCAAUGGCGCCAUCCCGCCAUCGGGAUCCCAAAAGGUAUCGAACAAGUUCGCCAUAACCCCCAUCAAGUUGCCCAAAACGAAUAUAGCCCGCUUAGAGGUGGCCUUCGAGCGAAGUGCCCGCCAAGAUCGAACCACUGCAGUGGCUCCCAAAUCGCAUUCCGAACGGGUGAUCAAGAGUGUGGCGGUGGUGCAUGGUCAGCGUACCGGGGACAGCACGUCCUCCGAGGACACCAGUAGCUCCGGCCUCGGGGAGGAGGAGGAGUAUGAGUUCGAUUCGGACACGGAGGAUUCGGGCAGCGGCGAUGCCCUGCGUAGAACCGCAAGAAGCAAUUCCGCUCGGCUCGCUGGUGGCGCCGAGAAGCGUCCUUGUCCCGGUUCCGGUUCCGUUUCGGAUACCGAAACGCUGGUGGGAGACGAGAGCAGGAGCAGACUGGCCGGCUCCGGUGAUCCGCAGCAACAGGCCUACGUGCGGUCGAGAAGCCGCCAGUCGCAAGUGAGGCUGCCGUUCCGGGCGGUACCCCACACCCAUGCUGCCACAGUGGCAGCGGCGGCGGCGUCGGCAGCGGCGCUCGCCAGAGGGCGCCACCGCGACAAGGACGGUUGUCUGAGCGGCAAGGACGAAUCCUCAAAGGGGGGCUUCUAUGAUAUGUCAAUGGGAAUGGGAGCGAUCACCACUGGCACCUCGAUGGGCACCACGCGCACCUCAUCUCCGGUCGGGAACAACGUCUUCCGGCUGAGCAAGGAUCAGCAGCAACAGCUGCUGCAUUCGAUGGCCAGCCGGGAGACGACCGACACCCUAAACUCCACAAGUACUAAUCAGAUGACGACGACGACCACCACCUCGUCGCAAUCCUUUCCAUGCUCCGAUUUUCCCCAAGCGCAGUUCAGCCGAUCAGCCGUCGGUGGUGCCCGUUUCGUGACCAAUUGCCACCCAAUGAAUCCCGAGGAGUACGACGGCCUGGAGUUCGAAUCGCGCUUCGAGAGCGGCAAUCUGGCCAAGGCGGUCCAAAUCACGCCCACCUACUAUGAGCUCUACCUGCGACCCGAUCUCUACACCAGCCGGUCCAAGCAGUGGUUCUACUUCCGGGUCCGGCGCACCAGGCGCAAGAUGCUCUACCGCUUCUCGAUCGUCAAUCUGGUCAAGUCGGACAGCCUAUACAACGACGGGAUGCAGCCGGUCAUGUACUCCACGCUGGGCGCCAAGGACAAGAGUGAGGGCUGGCGAAGAUGCGGGGACAAUAUAUGCUACUACCGGAACGACGAUGAGAGUGCCAGCAAUAGCGCAAACGAGGACGACGAGGACAACUCGACGUACACGCUGACCUUCACCAUCGAGUUCGAGCAAGAUGAUGAUACCGUGUUCUUCGCACACAGCUACCCGUACACCUACAGCGACCUGCAGGACUACCUCAUGGAGAUCCAGCGCCAUCCGGUCAAGUCGAAGUUCUGCAAGCUGCGCCUGCUGUGCCGCACUUUGGCGGGCAACAAUGUCUACUAUCUGACGGUGACGGCACCCUCCUCCAACGAGGAGAACAUGCGUCGAAAAAAAUCGAUCGUAGUAUCGGCGCGAGUGCAUCCCAGUGAGACACCUGCUUCGUGGAUGAUGAAGGGUCUGAUGGACUUCAUCACGGGUGAUACAACGGUGGCCAAGCGGCUGCGGCACAAGUUCAUUUUCAAGCUAGUGCCGAUGCUGAAUCCGGACGGAGUCAUUGUGGGCAACACUCGGAACUCGCUGACCGGCAAGGACCUCAACCGCCAGUACCGCACAGUCAUCCGCGAGACAUAUCCAUCCAUUUGGUAUACCAAAGCCAUGAUUAGAAGACUGAUUGAGGAAUGCGGCGUGGCCAUGUACUGUGAUAUGCACGCUCACUCACGCAAGCACAACAUAUUCAUAUAUGGCUGUGAGAACAAACGCAACCCGGAGAAGAAGCUCACCGAGCAGGUCUUUCCGCUGAUGCUGCAUAAGAACAGUGCGGAUAGGUUCUCCUUUGAGAGCUGCAAGUUCAAGAUCCAGCGCAGCAAGGAGGGCACCGGACGCAUCGUGGUCUGGAUGCUGGGCAUCACCAACAGUUAUACGAUCGAGGCGUCCUUUGGUGGAUCCUCGCUGGGAUCACGCAAGGGGACGCACUUCAACACGCAGGAUUACGAGCACAUGGGACGAGCAUUUUGUGAGACACUUUUGGACUACUGCGAUGAGAAUCCGAACAAAGUAAAGCGGCACGCAAAGUUGUUUAAACAAAUCAAAAAGAUAAGAAAACGCGAGAAACGUGAACAGAAAGCAUUGAAAUUACAGAAAAUGGCCGAUCAGAUUUUAAAUUUACUCAAACAACAGGACAGGCUACGAUCCAAAAUUAUCGAAAGACUGAUGCGAGAAGGCUCCAGUGCCGACGAGCCAUUGAAUAUCCCUUUGUCGGAUUACUCAAGCGACGAGGGCAACUGUAGUUCUAGUUCGGAUAACGAGGGCAAGCACUCGAUAACGGCUUCCGAUCUGGAGGGCCCAUGUUGUGCCCCAACCAGAGCACCGCCCAGUUCGCCGGAGGUGAUCCACGAAAUCCGCAAGUUUCGCAUGCGACGCAUGCGCAAGGUGAUGCACGAGCUGGACAGGAUCUACUUCACGCCGCUGUUCCAGCGAAAGUUCAAAACGCUGACCACGCUGAAGAGAAGGCGUCACAAGAUGGGUGGCAAGGCGACUCCGAAUGGGAAACGCCUGCGAGGAGGAGGAGCAGGUAGUGGUGUUGGUGUUGGUAGUAACGCCAUCGGCGAUGCCACACCCACGCCCACAACUGCCGCCCAAGCAGGAGGAUCGCUCAUGGAGAACACUACUGCAUCUCAACAGCAGAAUUCCACCAGGCAGCUUGCCAAAAAGCCGCCGAUCAAGAAGGGCCAAACGACUGGAGCUCAGAGUUCGGAUAGUACUGAUAGCCUGGACUCCUCGCAAUCGGAAUCCUUCCGGGAUCCUGAUUGCUCCAGUGCCAGCACUGGAACGUCCAAAGAGGUCAAACGAAAGGUCAAGGCCAACAGCGCAGGCGCAGGCGGUGGGGCCAAGAAAACGGGCAAAAAGAAAAAGUUCAUGCCCACGGAAAAGAAGAAGCAGGUGGUAAAUCAGAAACUGCACGUUGAUCGCAAUUUCCGGCUGUGGCUGGCCAACCGACGCAUCUACAUCUACCGCCGCAAGAAGGUAUACGCAAUAGCGUGUCUGCCUAAAGAAUCCACGCAGGCGCGUCGCACCAAGGUGAGAAGCAAGCCUCCGAAGAAACGUGGCGAGGUGGUGCGCACCACUCUGGACUUGCCCACGACGGAUCCUGGCUCGGAUCUGCAUUUCUCCACCGACGACGAGGAGCACUCGCCGACGACCGGACAAAAUGGUUACGGUGCAGUGGCUCCGCUCCGACACACACUGCUCCAGAGCGAUCUGCAGCGGCGGUACAUCGAGGAGAUUGGCGACACUGUGGUCCAGAAGCCAAAGCCGGCCCACAUGCCGCCGGAACUGAUUGUGACCACGCCCUCGAAGAGCGGCACUCCGGGCGGUGGCAAGAAACUAGAUGUCUACAAGUUGACACCGCGCACCGCCCCUGAAUUGGACACCGGUGGCCAUCACAUGGCCAUGAUGCAACGGCAACCCGGCGGAGCUGGCACGUCCGCCAGACGCACCUACUCGUGGCACAAUCUCGAUCAACAGGAAAUACCCAGUGGCAGCGGUGGUCAGGGCAAGGCUAACUUCUACAUGGGUGAAUCCAAGCCCGCGAUGAAGGCAAUGGCCAAGCCGCCGCCCAGAAGGAGUGUCCCGAGCAACUUCAUCCCCCAGAGGCAUGGCAAUGUGCAAACAGCAGAUGACCUACAGCUCAAGCUCUCACUGAAGAAAAAAGUAUGGACAGGAGCGCAUGGGGAUGCGGAUGGACGUCCACUGGCCUGGUACAAGGGUCACUCGAUAGCAGGAUCUCAAAUGGCCAACACUGCGACGGCCAUACGAAGUGCAGGCGGCGGUGGAGGAGGAGGAGGUGGUGCUGCAGGAGCAGGAGGUGGAGUAGGAGCAGGUGGAAGUGGCCAUAACCGAGCCAUGUUCACAACCAAUGGCAGGGAGGCGCCAGCUGCAUCCGGUGGUAUCGCAAUUGGCGUGCCACCCUCUUUUAUCGGAGCACCACGCAGGCCGAGGAAACUGGAGCAAGUGGAUCUGUUCAAUGCCUGUUCCCAGAAGCUGCUCCUGUGGCAGCAACAGGAAGAGCACAAGCGUUCCCAGCCGCAGCCGGCGCAGCGCUUAAUGAAGGUGGAGGACUCGCAGCAACAGCCGCCACAUUCGAGGGAUCGGGAUCGAGAACGCGAUCGGGAGCAGCAUGCUUUUAAGCCCUUGCACAUGGCAAAGAAGUCGGCGGGGACGAGCCAGAGCAAAGUCAUCCAGGCUUUGGUGGCAGGCGACUCCGGCGGGAAGGUAAAGCGCAGGUCCAGCAGCAUGAUGAAGAUUGCGGAAACCACGCAGCUGGUGACACGAUUCGCUCGGAGUCGCAACAGUGCCGGUGGAUCCGCAGUGCAGCAGCAACUGCAGCAGCAACAGAUGCACCAGCAGCACCAGCGGAUGAUGUUCAAGGGUCAGGUUGGAGCCGGAUCCAUGAGCGGUCGAAUGCACUCCGCCGGGGUCAUGGGUCACAUGCAAAGCAAUGGCGGCGGAGGUCGUGCUCCGAACAAAUUCAAGACCGGCGGCCUGGUCAUCACGGCCGUGCAACAGCCAACCAAUAUGCCAGGUGGCAGCUCACGCCGGAUGAGGAAUGCGGCCGGAUUGCAGACCAAAAGCAGCACGGGCGCCUUGGGAUCAUCCUCCGGGCAAAUGCAGUACCAGAGAAGCAAUGGCAAUGUCCAGGCCAACAAAUCCUCAACUGGAAUCUCGCUGGACACCGUUAAUCUAGUCCGGAAGGUGAAGACCAAGCUGAAGAAGCGCAAAUCCCGCACAUUAUCCAAUGGAGCACCGAAACAGUAGGGUUCUCCAGAUCCUCCUCCGUAUUACGCAGAGAUUCCAUGCCACAGAUCCAUGCAAUAUCCUUCCAAGCAAAUGGGGAAAACCCCAUUUUUCGUUCCAAAUUUUAGUCGAAUUCCGAUCCCCUACCAUCUUCAAGAUUGUUACACAAAAAACGAUAAGGAAAUGAUUAGCAAAAUUAACUAAAUAAUUCAUAUCUCUCUAUAGACAUGUGCCUAUGUAAUCCCAAUCUCUGUACCUACAGUUAAUCCCUAAAAUAAUGUUGAAAGUCCUAGUGUG